AAACUUGUUACCAAAUUACGAUAACCUUCAACUUCUCAUUAUUUCUUCAUGACAAAUAUUUUCGAAAUAAUUUUUAAGUAAUUCUUAACUAAUGUUUCUGACCACGGUCAAUAAACCAACUUAGAUACACAUUGUGGUUGGAUGGACCCCACUCCAAUCUGCUUGUUUUUCCCCAACAUGAGAGCCAUCAUACAAGAAGUAAAUCGUCAUUUUAGUCUGUUUAGUUGUGGUUUAGUUUGAGGACUGUCGGUAUGGUGGCUCGUUCGCAUGCAAUUUUAGAUCACCCAAUCAAUUAACCUGCUCCUGUCAGGCCUUGUUUCUACCUGACCAAUACAGCAUUAUUAUGCAACUCAUUGCCAAAUACUCGUAUUUUUAACUUGCAAGCGUGAUUCCGAUCAGGUCGCAUAGACAAAGCGGGAGAGAAUAUAAGCAAGGGAGAAAAUUUUCCCAGUGGAGUUUUGAGUUUUGCUUUCUCCACAAGACAGCACGUACUCUCUUUCUCUCACAAUCAGUUAAAAAUAAUAAAAGGACCUUUUUAAAUUAAAGUUCGGAGCAAAUAUGAUUGGUGUCGUUCUGAAGCGCGUUGUCUGCAGUCCUCAAGUCAAUAGGGUUUUGAGCUGCACCAGCCAUAGGGAUUUUCACGACAAAGGAUACAUAAUGGGAGAGUGGGUGGGGGCCAAGUCGGGCAAGACGUUUGAUGUGACCAACCCUGCGACGGACCAAGUGCUUGCUAAGGUUCCAGAUAUGGAUGAGCAUGAUGCAGAAGCCUCUAUCCAGGCCGCUCAAACAGCCUUCCUCUCAUGGAGACACACGACAGGAAAGGAAAGAUCAAAGCUGAUGAGGAAGUGGUAUGAUGUAAUUAUAAAAAGAAAGGACGAGAUGGCCAAGCUCAUAACUUUAGAGAAUGGAAAACCAUUGGCAGAAUCUCUAGGAGAAAUCAUCUACAGUUCGGAUUAUGUGGAAUUUUAUUCAGAAGAAGCUAGAAGAAUUCAUGGGGAGAUUCUAUCGAGCCCAGCAAAAUCAAAGGAAAUGAUGUUUGUGAGAGAACCCAUAGGUGUGGUGGCAAUGCUGGUUCCGUGGAACUUUCCCACGGCGAUGAUCGCAAGAAAAGUUUCUGCAGCAUUGGCUGCAGGAUGCACUUGUACAAUAAAACCUUCAGAGGACACUCCCCUGUCGACAAUCCUGCUCGCAGCAACUGCUGAAGAAGCUGGCAUUCCUCUUGGAGUGAUCAACGUAAUUACGUCCAGUCGACAGCACGCUGCAGGGGUGGGAGCAAAAUUCUGCACGAGCCAUGAAGUCCGAGGAAUCUCAUUUACUGGAUCCACUGGGGUUGGAAACCUGUUGUAUAAACAGUGUGCAUCAACUACUAAGCGACUUGCCCUUGAAUUAGGAGGAAAUGCUCCAUUUAUUGUGUUUGAUUCUGCAGAUCUCGAUAAUGCUGUGGUUGGAGCAAUGGCUUCUAAAUUUAGAAAUGGAGGACAGACUUGUGUGGCCACUAAUAGAAUUUUAAUUCAAGAUAAAGUCUACGAUGUGUUUAUCAGUAAAUUGAAGGACGCUAUAUCGAAACUAGUUGUUGGUGAUGGUCUUGAUCCUAAGACCAACAUAGGUCCUCUUAUUAAUAUGGCCCAGUUUCAUAAGGUUGCAGCAAUGGUAGACGAUGCAAAAGAAAAAGGUGCUAAAGUAUUAGUUGGUGGAAAACAUCACUCUUUGGGACGUACCUAUUACGAGCCUACUUUGUUGGUUGAUAUUAAACAAGACAUGUUAUGCUAUCAACAAGAAAUUUUUGGACCAGUAGCAAUGACAAUGAAAUUUAAAACGGAAGAAGAAGCCAUUAGAAUCGCAAAUAACACUCGUAGUGGACUGGCGUCAUAUUUUUACAGCAAUGACUUUUCUCAGAUUCGAAGGGUCUCGCAUGCUCUGGAGUAUGGAAUGGUUGGUAUAAAUGAAGGUAUUAUUUCUGCUGCUGAGGCUCCUUUCGGAGGCGUUAAAGAAAGCGGACUAGGUCGAGAAGGGUCUAAACAUGGGCUCGAUGAGUAUUGCAAUAUUAAAUACUUUUGCAUAGGGGGUCUCAACUAAUUGAACCGUAUCUAUCCAUGGGUAUACCUAUGGAUACACCCCAGUUGUUCUCUUCAAAAUCGUCUUCCAAAUGAUCUAGGUUAUUCUCACAUUUUUGCUCUCACUGACAAUAAUAAUGUGCUAUAUGGCUUUACAAAUGACAGACAAAUACAUAGAAAACAAUACUUGCACGUACACUCUUCUACUCCAGAAACAAUAUUAAAAUUGCCCUAAAAAGUGUACGUUCAUAAGUGAAGCUAAUUGAAAUGGCGUAGUAGCGUACACUUACCCGUGAUAAAAAAUAUCCAGUACAUUGUAUUGCAAUAACUUUUCCAAGAUUUUAUUUUUAUUUGCUUUACGGCUUUAAAUAAUUCCAUAAACCUUGUUCACUAAUUAAUUAAGUUUUCUCAUAGCUUUAAAUAGAUACAUUAAGUUCAAAUGUUUUUGAGAAAGGUGACUAAUACUACGAAAUAAAUAUUCAUCAACGACAUAA
Folsomia candida is the source of this 2548-nucleotide messenger RNA. It is a transcript of the gene Ssadh, whose product is annotated as glutarate-semialdehyde dehydrogenase. The transcript is spliced from 13 exons. Gene Ontology annotation, molecular function: succinate-semialdehyde dehydrogenase (NAD+) activity. The record is from RefSeq and is a predicted model, not a curated record. NCBI's taxonomy places the organism in Eukaryota, Metazoa, Arthropoda, Collembola, Entomobryomorpha, Isotomidae. Bases 559 to 2076 code for a protein of 505 amino acids.